Molecule: messenger RNA, 2471 nt
Organism: Amphiprion ocellaris (clown anemonefish)
Lineage: Eukaryota; Metazoa; Chordata; Actinopteri; Pomacentridae
Gene: ppp1r14aa
Product: protein phosphatase 1, regulatory (inhibitor) subunit 14Aa
Exons: 4
Coding region: 90-587 (165 amino acids)
Biological process (GO): regulation of phosphorylation
Cellular component (GO): cytoplasm
Molecular function (GO): protein serine/threonine phosphatase inhibitor activity
Source: RefSeq, a predicted model, not a curated record
GCAGUGCGUGUCUGGCCGCCUCCCAGCACCUCCUCUCUCCUCCUCACUGCACUAAAACGACAAACCAGUCCGACCAGUCCGCAGCACAAAUGGCAUCCGACCGGACCGGGACGACGCUCGAGGAGAGCGCAGAGGUCCGUGCAUCAGAUCUGGGGCCGUUUGAGGAUCUGGGGUGUAACAUCCCGAAGAGACAUGCCCGGGUCACCGUGAAGUACAACAGGAAGGAGCUGCAGCGGCGGCUGGACGUGGAGAAGUGGAUCGAGGACAGUCUGGACCGGCUGUACGCGGGACAGGAGAGUGACAUGCCAGAGGAAGUGAACAUCGAUGAUUUGAUCGACCUUCCUAAUGAUGAGGAGCGAGUCAAAAACUUACAGGAGCUUCUUCGAAAGUGCAAUAACAGCACAGAGAUGUUCAUCAAAGAGCUGGUGGCAAAGCUAGAGGGAGUUCAAAAACAGGACGAGCUGCAGAGCGAAGGCAUCGAGCAUCCGGUCAUCUGCCACAGCCACUAUCGCCAUGAGCCCUACCACUUCAACAACCCACAGCAGCAGCACUUCCAGCACAAACAAGACCAAAACCAGCCGCUCUGAUGACCCAUGAACACAAACACCAACUGUUUGAUAUGAAAACAUUAAUUGUCAGUUAUGUUGGAUGAUGAAAGGCAAAAAUCAGUGAAGGAUUAAAUAUACCUUAUGAACUGCUCUUUGCAGACACAUAUAUCAGUCCCACUCUCAUAGCUGUCUAAUAUUAAGCUACAACAGGCCGAAGUUAAAGACAGAAAUUAGGAACUAACUAGCCGCGCUCUGUCCAAAGGCCACAAAAUCCAUCCACCAGCACGUCUGAAGCUCACUAAUUAAUAUUAAUUACCAUGUGGAGUCUCUACUGGUUGUCUGGCAACCUUAGAAUGGUGACAAGAUUCCAGGAAGUCGCUGAUCAAGACCAAAAAAUAGUCUCUCACAUAACCUGCUAUAAAACCACAACAUGCCAUUCAUACACUUCAGUUUAUAAUUAAACAAAGGAGGCAUAACAUGUUCAUACAUAUCAACUCUUUCAGAUACCCCCUUUAUCAUCCAAUAGAAAAAUCUGUAAAAUCCAUAGUCUGUAGGACCUAGAAAUGACAGCAAAAUAUAUUACAUGUGAACUCUUUUAACUUUAUUUAAAAAAUCAUCAAUAGGGAUGUUUAAUUGUGUCAUUUUACCAGCAAAAAAUGAUGAAUAGUCACAUCCUGAAUGUGAGAUAUCAAGGUGGCCACGUGCAAUGUCUAUGAAGCAAAGGAACAUUUAGAUCCACACUGUGCAGAGACAUAUUCAUCAGAGAGAGAAUCAGCCACAGAUGAUGUUUGUGCUUUCCAAAUGCCGAUGCCCUGACAAAUGUAAAAUGGGCUGAAGUUAAACUUUGCAACUUUGCCGCACAACACAAUCUGCCAGUGGCUGUAGCAAACCACCUGACUGAGCUUUAACCAUGCCUGUAUAGAUUUUUUAAAUUCAAUAGGGUUUUAGGUAUACAUCUGUCAGCAGUUUAAAUCUGCAUAAUGUACUGUACAUGCAUGUCGUAUUGGUUCACAUGUAUUCAGGUUGAUUAUUGAGUUUUACUGCUGCCAUUGUAUGGAAUCAGUAACCUCUAUUUCUCACUGACAGCAAAUAAGCAUAUUUCCCAAAAUGACAUACUUUUCCUUUAAACACUUCAUAAAACUAAUGGUUUGUGAUGUAUCUUGUGGAUGGAUAAUUGACCAAGCUUAAGACAUGAGGUAGAAAUACUAUCUCCUCUUCUCCUAUCUGGAGUUAAUGAAAUAGAAUGGGCUUCACCCAGUAAUACUACAGGAGAAAAUCAUGAAAAUAUCAAAUUUAUCCACUCACAGUAUCAAAAAUGCCAGCAAACAUUUAUUUUCAACACAAAACAUGGGACUCUCAUUUUAACGUGACUGGAAAUAUUUGCUAUUCUCACAUUUUUCCUCUCACUGUUUUUGUCACUCUGUCCAUGUAGAACAGUUUCUGGAUGAAUGAAUAUGAAGGAAAGUAGGAUUAACAAAAGUGAUUUUUGAGCUCUUCAUCUUGAAAUAACAUCCAAGGAUGGAUUUUACAUUAAAAACCUCAUUGUCUGACUUUACCACUGAACUGAACUGAGUUGCUGUUUGUUCCACUUUCCACUGAGCACAUCAGCACGAGUUUUAGAUAACACUGCUAUCAGAUGCACAUACCUGUGUGACUUAUUUAACAUCAGUUAAAUGAAGAUGGUUAUUUAUUGUCAUGAUUACAGGAGAUGGACAUGGAUCCUACCAGCAUGAUGUAACACUGGAAGUAAUCCAUUACUUACACACUGUAGCUUUUCAAUGACGUGUCACUGUCAUUCAUCCCGUCUGUUUUUGAGUUGUGUUGUUGCUACAUUUUCCGUUAUGUCAGUAUGUUCACUAAACUUUGAUUCUGAAGAGAGAUAUCAGCUCUCUGCAGAAAUUGCUAAUAAAAUGUUUUCCUUAA